AUGAACAAAAUCCAGGAAAUUAACGAUAGAGAAUUACAAAGCGGAAUUCUUAGCCCGCAUCUUUCAUGGCAUAGUGAAUAUAGGGAUAAUGCCUACGUAUACAUCGGAAAUUUAAACAAAGAGUUAACGGAAGGUGACAUCCUAACAGUAUUUUCCGAAUACGGUGUGCCUGUGGAUGUUAUACUUAGCAGAGAUGAGAAUACAGGAGAGUCACAGGGGUUUGCCUAUUUAAAGUAUGAAGAUCAACGGUCAACGAUUCUGGCAGUCGAUAAUUUGAACGGGGUUAAAGUAGGUGGCAGACCCCUCAAAAUCGAUCAUACUUUUUAUAGACCAAAAAAGACUUUGCGAAAGUAUCAUGAGGCCGUAAGGGAAGAAUUAGAUCAAGACAAAGUCUUCAAAGACAAUGCUGAAAAGUCCAUUACACUGAAUCAAAAAAACCAAUCAGGAUAG
This is a messenger RNA of Saccharomyces kudriavzevii IFO 1802, 450 nucleotides long. It is a transcript of the gene IST3, whose product is annotated as U2 snRNP complex subunit IST3. Gene Ontology annotation, cellular component: precatalytic spliceosome; catalytic step 2 spliceosome; U2 snRNP. The transcript has a single exon. Gene Ontology annotation, biological process: mRNA splicing, via spliceosome. Gene Ontology annotation, molecular function: RNA binding. The record is from RefSeq and is a predicted model, not a curated record. Lineage: Eukaryota; Fungi; Ascomycota; Saccharomycetes; Saccharomycetales; Saccharomycetaceae. The coding region runs from base 1 to 450 and encodes 149 amino acids.